Messenger RNA from Penicillium canariense, 1251 nucleotides. RefSeq names its product aromatic ring-hydroxylating oxygenase subunit alpha. The transcript has 2 exons. Gene Ontology annotation, molecular function: iron ion binding; 2 iron, 2 sulfur cluster binding. The record is from RefSeq and is a predicted model, not a curated record. Bases 1 to 1251 code for a protein of 416 amino acids. Lineage: Eukaryota; Fungi; Ascomycota; Eurotiomycetes; Eurotiales; Aspergillaceae.
AUGGCGACUUCCAUGCUGCACUAUUUCGGCUUCGGCAACAAUGUUCCUCCCUCCGCCAAGGACGAAGUGAAAGAUGGCCCGGUGCGUGCGUUACCAGCAUCAUGGUAUAUAUCUCCAGAAAUGUAUGAGCUGGAGCGCCGGGCCAUAUUUUCCAAGAGGUGGAUCUUCCUUACACACAGCUCACGCGUACGAGAGACCGGCGAUUGGCUACGCUAUGAGAUGGCGGGGUUCAACUUCAUCAUUACCCGUGACCGGCAAGGAAACGUCAACGCAUUCCACAACAUUUGCAGGCAUCGUGCGUAUCCAGUCAUUGAGAAAGAGGGCUCCGGGAACUCCAAGAUUUUGUCCUGCCGAUACCAUGGCUGGUCGUAUGGACUGAAUGGUAAAUUGGCCAAAGCUACCGGAUACAAAAACGUGGAUGACUUCGAGAACGAGGCCAAUAGUCUUUUCCGAAUCCAUGUCAGGGUUGAUGUCAAUGGCUUUAUCUGGGUCAAUUUGGACUCGAAGGAAGUCCCAGAAGUGCCUUGGGAGGAGCAUUUCCGAGACGUCGACAAGCAAGAGAGGUACAAACAUUACAAUUUCGACAACUAUGACCUCGACCACACCUAUGAGCUAGACGGUCGCUACAACUGGAAGAUUCUGGCCGAUAACUUCAAUGAAUGUUACCAUUGCCCCACCACGCACGCGGAUAUCCCUGAAUUUCUCAACCUUGACUCUUUCGACAGCGACCUCAAGGAUGGACAUAUUCAACAUCAUUGCGAAUCUACGCCAGAGCAGAUUGCGAAGGGUCUCUACACCGCCAGCACCUACUAUUUCCCUGUCACUGCCAUGGUUGUUUCACCGCAUUUUAUGAUGAUCCAAAAAUUCCUCCCCAAGAGUACCAACAGUUCCAAAAUGGCCUACGAAAUCUACCGCAACAGAGACUCCUCAGAUGCCGACUUUAAGCUCAUCAGUGAGAUGUACGCGCGGGUCAUGAGUGAAGACAAAGUCCUCUGCAACAACCAACAACAGAACCUCGACCGAAAUGUUUUCGUUAACGGUCAACUCCACCCGAAGUACGAAAAGGCACCUAUCUUUUUCCAGAGUACAGUUCGCGAGGUUAUCACCGAGCACUUUGAGCGCGAGAAGUUGGAGGGACGGGAGAUUUGGCCAGCGAAACAGAAGUUGGCAUGCAACGCGAAAAUCAGCGAGAAGGAUGAGGAGAUCUGUGCAGCUCUCAGCUGUGGACAGAAAGAAGUUCUGGCUUGGUAA